UAUCACGUCUGUACUGUCAGCUGUCACCAGUUAUCAUGUCAUACUGUUGUCACAUUGUAUGAUAUCCAUCCAAAUUUCAAGAACAAGAUUAGAUUUUUUCUGGGAUUAUAUUGGACCGGCGAAAUAGCAUUACUAUUUUUAUGACUUACAAAGUUUCUUGAAAUGGGUAAUCGAAAUAAAAUCUACGAAAUGUUUCAAACAAUCAGAAAAAAGCUUACUUGGUCAUAUGCUGUAAGUUUAGUAAUGAACCCAAUCCAGCUACCGGUUGCUGCAUUCCUCAUUAUCGUUGCGGAAUUAAUCAUCAACAUACUAGUGGUUGAACGAGUGCCCUACACUGAAAUAGACUGGAAGGCGUAUAUGCAGGAAUGUGAAGGAUUCUUGAAUGGGACCUUGGAUUAUAGCAAGCUUCGUGGUGACACUGGACCGUUAGUAUAUCCAGCUGGCUUCGUUUACAUUUAUUCUUUCUUUUAUUUCCUCACAAAUUAUGGUGAAAAUAUUAGACUUGCUCAAUAUAUAUUUAUUGGUAUCUAUCUGUUACAAUUAUUGCUGGUGUUAAGAAUUUAUAUUAAAACAAGGAAAGUACCUCCAUAUGUUUUUUUAAUAAGUAUUUUAACAUCAUAUAGAAUACACUCAAUCUAUGUUUUACGUUUAUUUAAUGAUCCUAUAGCAGUACUUAUGUUGUAUGUUUCACUUAAUUCAUUUCUAGACGGUAAGUGGUAUCUUGGUAGUAUUUUCUAUAGUUUAGGGGUAUCUGUAAAGAUGAAUAUCCUCUUGUAUGCACCAGCUUUGUUUUUCUUUUAUUUAAUUAAUUUAGGUUUGAAAGACACAGUUAAACAGCUUUUCAUUUGUGGUAUCAUACAACUUGUUUUAGGUUUACCUUUUAUAAUAAGUAAUCCUAUUGCUUACUUAAAAGGCAGUUUUGAUGUGGGACGUGUGUUCAAUCACACAUGGACAGUAAACUUUAGGUUCCUAAAUGUAGAAACAUUUGAAAGUAAAUGUUUUCAUUUAACUCUAUUAGCAAUACACAUUGUGUUGCUCAUUAUAUUUCUGCCCAUGUGUAUAAAAUAUUUUAAAAGUUAUUGUAGAUUAAAAUACGUACAAAAGCAAGUUCAACCACAGAUUGAUGCCAAAAAUACAGAAAGCAAGAGAAGAAAAUUAAAUAAAAGUAAACAGAAAUUUGAUAUGAAAGCUGAAGCUCAAGAAAAGAUUACUAAAGAACAAGAAGAUUUUCUAAACUCAUUUGAAGCCAUGUUACAGAAGUCAUCACAGAAGAGUGGGAAAAAAAAUACAAAAAAGCCCAUUGCACUUGAAGAGGAUACAUAUUACAAUAUAAAUUUUGAUAUAUUGAGUCAGUUGUUUAUUCUUCCAAUGUUCAUAGUGAACUUCAUUGGUGUGGCGUGCGCAAGGAGCCUCCAUUAUCAAUUUUACUCUUGGUAUUUUCACAGCUUACCAUAUUUGUUAUGGUCUUGCAACUUCACUGUAAUUACAAGAUUUUUACUUUUGGCUGUUAUUGAACUUUGUUGGAAUACUUAUCCAAGUACAAAUCUCACAAGUGCAUUACUUCAUAUAUGUCACUUUUUUAUUCUUUAUGGUGUGUACAAAAAAAUAUCAUCUGAAUUAAAUGUGGCUUCUAAAGUCCAGUAGUGAAAUAUGUAUAUAAUUGACUUUCUUCGUUGGUAAUCUGGGUUAUAUGACCCCAGCUGCUUAAUUUACUGAUUUUUCAUAUCAUAGGGUAUCCUAACUUGAAAACCAAACAGUGUAAUUUUAUGACUUAUAAUAUUUUAUAAUAGUUAUAAUUUAUUAAGGUACAAAUUGUAAGUCAGAGAAGGCUCAAAUAUGACUUCUUAUAAAUAUAAAAGCAUAAAUAGAUAGAUGUUGCAAGUACAUCAAUUUACAUGAAAAUAAGUUUAAUAGACUGUUUAUUGUGAUGUUUUAAAAGUAAUUUGUUGACCAAACCAAACACUACAUGCAACCUUUUAAAAAUACUAUUUUUUUUUUCUUUCAAUAUUUAAAUAGACACUUGAGCUUAUUUUAGAGAUAAAAAAAAUAUACAUGAGCUUGUGACAUAUUUGUGAUAAUCAUAAAUCAUUACAAGGAUGUAUAUUCUAUUUAUAAUUUAAACCUAUUAAUGUCCAUUUCUGAACAUGAGCCUUCUCUUUUCUCAGACUGCCACUAGGAAUAAGUAGUGCACUCAUGAGCUAAAAAACGUUAAGGUUCUUGAUGAACACUUGUAAAAAAAUAUUUUUGUAAAUAUAUUAAAGUUAUUUACUAAGGUUA
Messenger RNA from Galleria mellonella (greater wax moth), 2277 nucleotides. It is a transcript of the gene Alg3, whose product is annotated as lethal(2)neighbour of tid protein 2. Gene Ontology annotation, cellular component: endoplasmic reticulum. The transcript is spliced from 2 exons. Lineage: Eukaryota; Metazoa; Arthropoda; Insecta; Lepidoptera; Pyralidae. Gene Ontology annotation, molecular function: dol-P-Man:Man(5)GlcNAc(2)-PP-Dol alpha-1,3-mannosyltransferase activity. Bases 163 to 1644 code for a protein of 493 amino acids. The record is from RefSeq and is a predicted model, not a curated record.